Messenger RNA from Exophiala xenobiotica, 3608 nucleotides. RefSeq lists its product as uncharacterized. Lineage: Eukaryota; Fungi; Ascomycota; Eurotiomycetes; Chaetothyriales; Herpotrichiellaceae. The record is from RefSeq and is a predicted model, not a curated record. Bases 1448 to 3160 code for a protein of 570 amino acids. The transcript has 5 exons. Gene Ontology annotation, cellular component: nucleus.
GUUCCCCUUGCCUUUCCUCCAUUCAGCCCGCUAGUCGCUCACUGCCACUAAACUUGCCUCAUCCAACUCGCCCGCCAGUGACCAGCCAGAGAGCGAAGGGGAUAUGCUCCCGUUAACUCGCCGAGUACGACUCCUGCGUGACCUGAUUGAACACUGCCUUCUUUCUUUGAGCCCUUUUGCCAUCCACCUCUCAUCUGGCUGGUCGAGGCCGAUAUAGCCAUUCCGUCCCCCUCCUCGGCUCAUUCUCUUCCACCACCGCUCCACCUCUCCAUCAACCCUUCUACCUGAUCGACUUUUUUCCUGGUUCUGCUCGCAGACCAUACUUUCGUUUAUUCACACGAAACCAACACUCGCUUUCACACGCCUUUGACCUCUCGUUCGUUGGACCUUCAAUCGCUCAAGUCCUUCGCUUUCGACUCAUUCGCUGAAAAGCCUCAACUAUCCCGCCUUCGCCUCUGUACAUUCCAGCCACCUACCUGAACUUCCCGAGAAGUGCCGCUGGGUGAGAACAUUCGCUACAUUUGGACUUUAACAACUUCUGUACCUGAGGACUGGGUCGAAGAGUUUUACUGCGGGCAUUUUUGGUUGAAGAUUCGCCCAUUAGCCUACCGGCAUCGCAGACCACUUUCAGGCAGCUGCACUCUCCAUACUGGUGGUGAAUAUCUGUCUGGAAAUUCGGGCAUAUCUGUCAAAGAGUGGGAAGAACAUCACCGUGACCAUAUUUGCGACUGGUCCACAUCGAAAUCCAGAGUGUCGGUGACAGUUGUCUCAGUCCUGGGAGAGAAAGAUUCACUCUACCGACCACCCACCUAUUUGGAAUAUUCAGAAACAUCACGACAUCUAACCUCUACCUCGAUCUUUCAUUAGAAAGUUCGUUCCAUCCGUCUGGAAUUCUUUGUCUUCGAGAUUAGAUCUGCUUCAAGAUCCCGGAUCUUCAACUCUUUAGGAAGCACACCACAGGUUCCCGGUCUCGAUCCAAAUCCUCGCAAGCUGGAUACAGCGACCAUCUAGGUGGUCGUCGCUAGCCUAGCCAGCCUCCUCCCACACGUCUCAGACGUCUAGGGGGCGAAAUACCUGCUCAGCCAUACAAGCGUCAUUCGGAUGUUUGUCAGGAGAACAACGAUACUCGACUCGUUGUUCGGAUCUCGAUAACACUUUCCAGAAGUCGCUCGCUCUGAUUUGAGGAAACCACGCCUCUAAUCAACCACAUUCGUUUAGCAACCAGUCACUCGCUUCGUGCUUUUUUCGAACAUUAAUUUCCAUCAUCAUCAACAUCAUCAAUACCGUCAAUCUGGCGUCGAUUACUCACAACCGUUUUCAGUCCUUCCCAGACUUCCACACCCCCUUCAUAGUCGACGACUCUUUCGACCCUUCGGUCUUUGCGGGAGAGCACUUUGGCAAUCAAUUCCAGGACGGCCUCGAGGCCAACCCUGGUCAGCUCUUCUCCAUGUCUGGCUAUGAGAAAGUCGGUCCAGCAGGGCUCAUGAAUUUUCAAGCUUCUGCCCUUCAAAGUCCGAUGUUCUAUGGUUCUUUCCCUCAGACGCCAUAUGAUCAUCAUCCCCUUCUCCAGCCUGGACCGGGCCAGGAUGCCGAUUUCCAAUACGUCCCUGCACAGAGCUUUGAAGAACGUAAGCCUUCCACAGUGGACAUGCGAGACGUCAAGGCUUUCAGUGUGCCACAUUCGAGAGCGGCGUCGACAAACAGCAUCUCAACCAAAUCCCUAAAGCGGAGGGUAUCAAACAUCGAUGAGUAUGAUCUUCCAGCUCAAAAGAGAGCAGCAAUCGCACAAGUGCAGGUCCAAGAUCCCAAUGGAGAUUACUACGAUCUCAGUGGCCAAACCUCACCUUACUCACCAUUUGUGCCAACACCAACCGGCAGCACUGGAAUUCCCGCGUGUGCCGGUCAAAUCCCGUCACCCAGACCUUCUGGUCACCACUACUCAACCUCGACGGCCUCUCAAGUAUCCUUGGCUGCUCCAUCACCACACACACCUGCUUUCAGCCCCUCAUUCACCACCGUGAAGAGCGAGCAAAGCCCCGGAGCACCCUUGACCCCUAUUCCAAGGCCAGCCACAAGCUCUCCUCUGAAGUCAUCGAUACCAAAGUUGGUGAGAACCUCGACUAUGCAGCAGUCUCCUCAGCAAUCUUUCUCCGGCAUGGCUGCUGUGCCGCAGACUCAAAACUUCAAUCCCUAUGCUAUGCAUCCUCUCAAGGCCAAUCUCAAGCUAAAGGGUGAUCUGGAUACCAUGAAGGAUGGCUGGACGGCGGAUGAGAAGGAGACCCGUCGCCGUCUUGUCGAAUUCAAACGCAGCCAAAUCAACAGCACCAUCACAGCUGAAUUCGGCCCAGUGACCCCUCAAGAGCGACAGCCAAGCAGCAUCUGCAUUUCAUGCAUUUGGUGGAAGGAGAGAAACGAAUACUACGUUACCUCCGUCGACACCAUCUACCUACUUGAGUCACUUGUUGGUGUUCGAUUCACUGUUGAAGAGAAGAACCGAAUCCGUCGCAACCUCGAGGGGUUCAGACCAAUGACUGUUUCAAAGGCCAAGCCAGACAGCGAAGAAUUCUUCAAGGUCAUCAUGGGCUUCCCACAUCCCAAGCCUCGCAACAUCGAGAAGGAUGUCAAGGUGUUCCCGUGGAAGAUUCUCUCAGUUGCCCUGAAAAAGAUCAUCUCCAAGUACUCGGCGAGCUACUCGUCGACUGCUUCUUCGCUGCUUACCCCGACUUCUUCGGUCUAUUCCAAUGGAGAGAUUGUCGACUACCACUAUGCACCAUCACCUCACCCCGAGUACAUGGCUGCCAGUGGUUCAUACCCCGUCCACACUGAAGUGACGUAUGUGCCCGGGCCGCAAGCGAUGCGCAUGCAAGGGCCACCACCGGUUCCCGAGCUGCAACUUCAGAUGCCAGAGUAUGUCCCCGGAUACGACGUCAAUGGUCAGUACGUCUAUCAAAUGGUCCAAGCUCCUCCUUCAGGAACAAUGGCCAUGCCACAUGGUCCGAUGACUGCACCAAUCACCCGCAUGCCAUCUUGGGAUUAUGCCAACUUUGUCAAUGACAGCCCCAUCGCAACAGCACCGCAGAGCGCACCACCGACCGGCUACCCGCGCGGGUUCAUCGGAACGGCCGAGUUUCUGCCUCACAUGCACUACCAGCAACACUGAAGCGUGCAAGCAAUCAAUCUUUUCCUUUCUCAACUGUCCUUAGCAUCCAUCAUUUGUGCAUAGCACAGGGGUCUUUUGAUACCUAUCCACCGGAAACGGAGUUUCUUUUCUGCAUUGUCACCGGCGUCAAAUGGGAACAACAAGGGAAAUGUUUGGGAAGAAUGAGUCAUGUACACAAAAAUCUCUGUACACCAACAUGGGUCAUGUCUUAGCGAUUUGAUAUUGGGAUGGAGGGCUGAUGUUGUCAACACGGAAUGGUCAUGGGAGUCGAGCAGUUAUGGCUGAUUGACUCCAUUGGAGUAAUACUGAGACCAAAGCCGGGGUUAUGUUCGUUCAUAUGAUUGAUGACGCAUAGAUGAUAUGCCAGAUGACCAGCAGACGCGACCUUGAGAGAGCGCAGCAGUAGCAGCAGCAGCAGCAGCAAUACAAUGAAUUAGUCUAUUUGAUA